This is a messenger RNA of Opisthorchis viverrini, 1980 nucleotides long. RefSeq lists its product as hypothetical. The transcript has 11 exons. Lineage: Eukaryota; Metazoa; Platyhelminthes; Trematoda; Opisthorchiida; Opisthorchiidae. Gene Ontology annotation, biological process: monoatomic cation transmembrane transport. The record is from RefSeq and is a predicted model, not a curated record. Gene Ontology annotation, molecular function: cGMP binding; intracellularly cAMP-activated cation channel activity; protein-containing complex binding. The coding region runs from base 1 to 1980 and encodes 659 amino acids. Gene Ontology annotation, cellular component: plasma membrane; intracellular cyclic nucleotide activated cation channel complex.
AUGCUCUCUGACUCUGAUGUGCAGUUCCCUGGCUGUCUGUCCUAUAUAGACGGCGCAGUCGUUACACUUUAUUUUGUAGACACAGUCCCUAGUCCUGUUUGCCGGGAGGCGAUCCUUUAUUUGCACCAGUGCAGAGCGCAGAGUGUUCCCCCUUUGGAAAGCUACUCUUAUUUUGACAUAAUCUCCAUCGUGCCGGUGGACUUGUUCUCUUUAUUUUAUGGGAGGGAAAUGGCUCGUUUCCGCGUUUUGCGGCUUUUCAAGGGCUGGAAUACUGUCCGAGCACCCACACCUAGACAGGAGGACGAUUUGGGUCCUCAAAAGCGUGACCGCAAGGCCGCUUGUUUGGCAGGAAAUGCAAAUGCAUUACCAUUUCUGCGAAGCAAUCCGCCACAGGUUCCACCAACAACGUGGAGGGCCAGACCGCUAACCGUUGACCAACCUGGUAUGAGAGACUCUAUGAGUGUCACGGGGACACUCCCCACCUUAAUUCAACGAAUCACUGAGGUCGGCACGUUCUGGGAAACAUUUGACCGGCUAGAUCAACGACUGAAUGCAGGCUAUGCGGUUCGAUUGGCCCGGACUAUCACCUACAUGAUAUUCAUAAUUCACUUAGAGGCUUGCGGUUACUAUGCGUUCAAUCGGAUACAAGGGAUGAAUGCAAGCACGUGGUCCAUUCCCAUGGGAAAGAUUUCACCCUACGUCUAUUCGUUCUACAUUUGUAUGAAGACAGCGACGUCUAUCGGUGCAUUGCCGGCCGCGACCAAUCCCUAUGAAUUCAUGUUUAUGACGUGCUAUUGGCUGAGUGGGAUUUUCGUUUCUGCGAUUCUCAUUGGUCAGACGGCGACGUCUAUCGGUGCAUUGCCGGCCGCGACCAAUCCCUAUGAAUUCAUGUUUAUGACGUGCUACUGGCUGAGUGGGAUUUUCGUUUCUGCAAUUCUCAUUGGUCAGGUUAGUCCCUUGUGGCAGUCAGCUGUUUUUCGUUGGGCACUGUUAUAUCUGCUGUUUCGUCGGCCCGUGGUAUCUGCUGCUGACCCGCUCCAGUGCCCAGUGUCGGAGAGAAAAGACUCACAGAAGGGAACACAACAACUAUAUUCCGAACAAGCGGGUGCAAAAGUCAUCGAUAUUCUAGACUCGGCGAAUGCCAACAAGGUCAACUAUCGCCGCAUUAUGGAUGCAACACUGUCCACCAUGUAUCACUUGCACGCACCAGCUCAAGUGACUGAGAAAGUUCGAACAUGGUUCAUGUACAAUUGGGACCAACAAAAAACGUUCGGUAAGUCAGCUAGGCAGGAUGAGCUGCUGUGUGGUGUUAAAAUAGACGCAUUUAUACACAAAAUACAGAGGUCGAAGUCUGACUCGGCGAAUGCCAACAAGGUCAACUAUCGCCGCAUUAUGGAUGCAACACUGUCCACCAUGUAUCACUUGCACGCACCAGCUCAAGUGACUGAGAAAGUUCGAACAUGGUUCAUGUACAAUUGGGACCAACAAAAAACGUUCGGUAAGUCAGCUAGGCAGGAUAAGCUGCUGUGUGGUGUUAAAAUAGACGCAUUUAUACACAAAAUACAGAGGUCGAACGUCAACAGGUUCACAGGUCUGCCACUGACCGGUACAGUGCAGUGUCAACGCCCGCACACCAAACAAACUACUGAUAACUCAGUAGUGUGGGUUGCGGUUGUCCAUUCCGACGACAGUCUAGGGAUUCUCGUUUGCCGUACGAUCACACGGAACUCACUAGAGGACAUUUGUAGCACCUUUUCGGUGCCUGACUGCCAUGCCACCCGAAGGAGGCACGAGGGCUGGGAUACUGCCAGGUUGCCCAAGCCUAGACAGGGCAAAUCGAGAGGCAGAGGUUGGGUUCGAAACACGGAUCUUCCGGCUAGUAAACUGGCACUCCAACCACUUGAGCCAUCAAGGCUAUAUCCAUAUUACUGGGAAUUUAAAAGUAGCCCGUCUGAUUUGCCAACCUACGCCCCGAUGUGA